CACUUGACACUUGACAGUUGAUAGUUCUGCGUAGUGCUUAGGUAAUGUUUAUAUCUUUUUUGACCUCUUAUAAUAAAACAAAAUUCUAAAAAAUAAGAUAAAGCAAUAUGAGGACAUACAAGAAAUAAACAUUAAGGCGUGUUAUAGCUUACGGUAUGAAUUGCGAGGGAGUCGCAAUAGUAAUAUUGAUUAAAAGAUGAACGAAUAGUUGUAUUCUGGUCUAAUUAUCAUUUUUUUUAUUCAUUUAUUACAAAAAUAUCUGCAACAUGUUUCCAAACAAGAUUAAAUUGAUAACUUUUGAUGCUACAAACACAUUAUUAAAAUUUUGUACAACUCCAUGGGAGUACUAUUCAAAAGUAGCCAGUGAAAAUGGUUAUAAAGUCAGUGAAGAUGUAAUAAAGGAUCAAUUUUAUAAAAGCUAUAGAGUUUUCUCACAGGAAUAUCCUAAUUUUGGUAGGGAAACUAUACACUGGGAUAAUUGGUGGAGAAGAAUAGUACAUGCUACAUUUAAUGACCAAAUAAGAGAUACUGCUGCCAUAAAUAGAAUAGCUACUGCACUCAUUGAAGAUUACAAGACUCCAAAAUGUUGGUGCCAUGCAAAAGGAUCACUGGAGCUUUUAAGAUACCUAAAAAAACAUGGAGUGACCUUGGGUGUUAUUUCUAAUUUUGAUCCACGCCUACAUGAAAUUUUGCAUAAAAUGUGUGUACAUUCUUACUUCAAGUUUGUUUUAACAUCAUACGAAGCAGGUUAUAGCAAGCCAGAUAGAAGAAUUUUUGAAUCAGCUGUGAAGCUUAGCUCUGCACCAGUCUUGCCACAUGAAUGUUUACACAUUGGUGAUGAUUUCAAAAAGGAUUUUGAAGGGGCCAAAGGAGCAGGUUGGCAUGGUAUUCUUGUAAGAGAUAAUAAAAGUUCUUUAGAACAAUUAAAUCCAAAAUAUCAGUGCCUUAACCUGAUUGAGCUGAAAGGGAGAUUUCAUUCAGAAAAAAUGUUUUUAUGAAAUCAACAUUUUUGAAUUCAGUGCAUACUUAUAAGAUUUUUUUAGAGGUUUCAAUAUUUCAUUUAACAACAAGUUAGUCCUUCAUUUGCUAUAACUACAUAUUAAGUUUUUUAGUUUGUAAGUUUAACAUUGUUUUGUUAUAAUCAUUAUUAUAUAUGAAAACCUGUUUAAACUCGUUAACUUUAUUGGACGAUUAUAAAAAUAAUAAAAAAAAU
Zerene cesonia (dogface butterfly) is the source of this 1213-nucleotide messenger RNA. Its product is annotated as rhythmically expressed gene 2 protein-like. The coding region runs from base 267 to 998 and encodes 243 amino acids. Lineage: Eukaryota; Metazoa; Arthropoda; Insecta; Lepidoptera; Pieridae. The transcript is spliced from 2 exons. The record is from RefSeq and is a predicted model, not a curated record.